Messenger RNA from Phragmites australis (common reed), 1176 nucleotides. RefSeq lists its product as uncharacterized. NCBI's taxonomy places the organism in Eukaryota, Viridiplantae, Streptophyta, Magnoliopsida, Poales, Poaceae. The transcript has 6 exons. The record is from RefSeq and is a predicted model, not a curated record. The coding region runs from base 95 to 934 and encodes 279 amino acids.
GCAACGCUGGGGACGGCACGGCUACGCCAUCGCCUGCGGCUGCCAUUGGGCCCCACCACCUGAGGCGCACGCUGUCCUCACCACCUGGUAAACAAUGGCGUCGGCGCGGCUGCGCUCGGCCGCGGCGGCGGCCGCCCGGCUCCAGCCUUCGCUCACCGGCCGCGGCGAGAGGCGGCUGCUCGGGACGGUCGCGGCGGGAGUCGCGGAGGCGGGGGCGGCCGCGAGGUGGGAGCCGAUGGGGACGCGGGAGUACUACGACUACCGGAGGGCCAUCUACGGCGGCAUCACGCACAAGGCCGUCCUCGUCGACGCCGCCGGCACCCUCCUCGCCCCCACAGAGCCGAUGGCUCAGGUAUACAGAACGAUUGGCGAAAAGUAUGGAGUGGAGUAUUCAGAGGAUGAGAUCCUGAUGAGGUAUCGGUGGGCGUAUGCUCAACCAUGGGGUAGAUCACGUCUGAGGUAUGUCAAUGAUGGAAGACCCUUUUGGCAAUUCAUAGUCAGUUCCUCUACUGGCUGCUCAGAUUUACAGUACUUUGAGGAACUGUAUAAUUACUAUACAACUGAAAAGGCUUGGCAUCUCUGCGAUCCAGAUGCUGGACGUGUUUUCCAGGCAUUGAGAAGGGCUGGUGUAAAAACAGCUGUUGUGUCCAACUUUGACACUCGGCUUCGGCCACUUUUACAAGCCCUGAAAUGCGAUCACUGGUUUGAUGCAGUUGCUGUAUCUGCUGAGGUUGCAGCAGAAAAGCCAAACCCAACAAUAUUCUUGGAGGCCUGCGAAUUAUUAGGCGUGAAACCUGAAGAAGCUGUGCAUAUUGGCGAUGACCGUAGGAAUGAUUUAUGGGGAGCUAGGGAUGCAGGCUGCGACGCCUGGCUUUGGGGCAGUGAUGUCUACUCCUUCAAGGAGGUCGCGGAGAGGAUCGGGGUUGAUGUAUAAUGAGUUGUUUGCUUUGUCACCUGAGCUACAAUAAAAAGCUGGGUAGUCAGUAGUGUUGCCUCCUUGUACAUAACCCUUCUUGCCCCAGCUUCUUGUACAUAUUUUCCCAGGAAGUAACCGAGAGCAGUGUCUCAUGUGACAGGCCUUUCCGUAUUCCGUAGCUCUGCUGAUGUAUAUGUACGCAUUUAAAUGUUCUAUUUACCGCUGGUUAGUUGGUUGCGCUGUCAAUUCUGUAAUCCAGU